AUGGCACCUGCAUCUCAUAUUAAAGCUACGAAUUCUAGCGUUGAAAGUACCGUUACAAAACUGCUGAUCUCAACCAAGCAAUUACUUCAGGUAUUGACACAGUGGUCGAAAGGGAUUGUUAAUGAGAAAGCAGUAUCCGAUUCAUAUGUCCAGUUGGGAAACGAUUUGAAAAUUGUUUCUAAAUUUUUCAAGCAUUUGGAUGUUGAUGUAUCAGACUUGGUCGUUGUACCAAAAAAUCUAAGGAAAGUCUUAGAAUCGGCAUUACGUGAAUCGCCUUCAGAAGAAACGUUGAAUAGAUUUCUUCCAACAAUUAGAGAUAUCAUUGUAACCUUAUUAGAAAAACUUAAGGUAAAACAAGCAGAAUUGAAAGCAAGAAAGCAAGAAACUCAUGAGUCAGAUUUUCCUGGACAUAGAAAAACAGCUUCUGUUAUGAGUACAGUGUCCACUACUACAUCUCUAGGAUCAGAUAAUGGUACUAAUGGUAAUUCAAAAAGUAGGUCUCCUAGUGUAGUCUUAGAUUCUAAUUCUAAUUCUAAUUCAAUCGCUGGCGUUAAUAGUCAAGAAGAUGUAAUAAACAGAAGAGAUCAAAUAUCUAAUUACAAAAGUAGUGAACAAGUAUCUACGGGUAAUAAUGAUAUGUCCAGUAAUUCACAUGUAGACGUCCAUAAAAGUGCAUUGACACCUCAUGCUGAAACAAUUACAUCGGCUGGUGCUACAUCUCUAGAAACUCAGAGCAGCCCAGGGACUCUAAAAGUUCAAAAGACGAGAACUGUCUCUGAAACUGAAGCCCUAUUACAAUUAAAAAAUGGUUCAAAUUUACAGAGACGUGCAUCCAAAAGAUUUUCAGCAUACCAGAUUGCAAAAUUAACAAAUCAAUCCAGUUCAGAUGCCGCUGCCGCAACACCUGCAAACAUGAUAAUUACUAAUUCGGCAGACCAAACAGAUUUGGAAAGAGAGAGAACUUUUUCAAGACUUUCCUCAGCGACUAGUAAUAUCGAUGACAAUGAAAGUGUACCUAUGGAACAGAGUGGAUCAAUUUCUAAAACAAUAUCAGGGUCCGAAAACGGGAAAGUUUUAUUUUUAAAACUAGGUAACAGAGUUAAAAGAUGCAAUGUAAUAUUUCCUUCUAAUAUCAACGAGCUAAGGUUAUUGUUUGUUAAGGAAUUUGCUUAUUCCCCAGGAACAGAUGAUUUCCCAAGCAUUUAUAUUAGGGAUUCAGAAUAUGAUGUAUUUUAUGAACUAGAACAAAGUGAUUUAAAUAAUAUUAAACCAGGGACUGUUUUAGAGCUACGUGUAUUAAAUGACAACGGCAACCGAUUUAAUAUGAACGAAGUAGUGCAUGCAAUCAAAAAUGAGCUUAAUAUGAAUCAACGAUUUCUGUUAGAAGAGGUUAAAAAAUUAACUCUUAGCAACGAGAAACCAUCAAAUGUUUUAGAUACUGUUAGUGAGUCAAACAAUUCAAUAUCUCCUUUAGAUUCCAAAUCAGUAAAGGAUAUCAAUCAUGAAUUAUCUAUAUUAAGACAGAUAAGAAACGAUGAGUAUAAAGCUAUGAAGUUAACUAUUUCAAAGUUAUUAGAAAAAGUUGAGUUAUUUAAGACUUUGCAUUUAGAAGAAGCAGGUUCAUCGACUAGAUCAUAUAUAGAAAAGUCUCAAUCCAAGCUAGGGGUAGUAUCUGAUAAUUUGCUAAGUAAAGUUGACGACAUUCAGGAUAUUAUUGAAGUAUUAAGAAAAGAUGUCGCAGUCCGUGGCGUGAAUCCAUCAAAAAAGAAGUUAGAUGCUGUAUUAAGUGACUUAAAUGAAGCCGAGAAGGAAUUAUCUUCUAUGCAAUCGUUUAUUAGCACAGAAAAACCAGGUUGGAAAAGGAUUUGGGAAUCUGAAUUAGAUAAAGUAUGUGAAGAACAGCAAUUUUUAACGCUACAAGAAGAUUUAGCAUUUGAUUUGGUUGAAGAUUUGAAAAAAGCAUCAGAAACGUUUGAGCUUGUAAAACUAUGUUGUGAAGAACAAGAAAAGUACCCAAAAAAAGUGAGAACUAAUCCCAUCUUACCUAUCCCUAAACCAGGUACGUUAAAUCAAACUAGAGAUCAAUUACUGGUAGACGUUCAAUCAUUAGUCCCCGACCAUGAAAGUAGAGUUGAUGCCUUAGAAAAAGCUCAGAAAAUUUGGCAAAAGGAAAGGAUCUUAAAAGAGAAUGAUGAGUUUCAAGAAGAGUUAGGAACUUUUGUUGGUAAUGCCAGCUUCAAAAAGACCGGUGGUAUUGAAGAAAUUGAACGGAUAAGACAACAAAAGAAUGAAGAGAAUUUAAGAGCAGGUUUAGGAAUAAUAUAA
Molecule: messenger RNA, 2325 nt
Organism: Tetrapisispora phaffii CBS 4417
Lineage: Eukaryota; Fungi; Ascomycota; Saccharomycetes; Saccharomycetales; Saccharomycetaceae
Gene: BUD6
Product: formin-mediated actin nucleation enhancer
Exons: 1
Coding region: 1-2325 (774 amino acids)
Biological process (GO): establishment of cell polarity
Cellular component (GO): cytoplasm; cell tip
Molecular function (GO): cytoskeletal regulatory protein binding
Source: RefSeq, a predicted model, not a curated record